AUGUCAUUUGCUGAUAGUUUUUGGUCACAAGAUUAUCAACAUGGGUUUCAAAAUUUAUUUAAUCAAUUACACCAGGGCAUUUUAGAAAAUAAUGAUUUUAUAAACUUAUUACAAAAAAGAAUGGAACUGGAAAUAUUAUAUGGUACUUCGUUAGAAAAUAUUUCAAUUGAUUUAAAACCGCUGAAUAAAAGAUAUAAUAAUGACGAUUAUGUAUCAACUAUCAAAAAUUCCUUUUUGAAAUUUAAUGAGAAUUUCAAUAAGCAAGGUUUAAAUCAUUUACAAAUUGGUGAAAAUAUUCAACUUAAUGUAUUGAUGCCUUUUCAAAAAUGGUGUAAAGAACAUGACCAGAGAGUGAACUACUCAGAAUCUAUAAUCAAUGAGAAAUAUAAAGUGUUGAAAACAUUACAAUCAAAUGUCGAAAGAAUUCAAAAGAGAUAUUUUAACAAAUGCAGGAUGUUGGAGGAGUUUAAAUCGCAUUACAGUGAAGAGGAAUUAAAUGAAGAGUUGAAAGACUUAUCAUUCAGUCAAAAAAUAUCCAAUGAAGAAGGAAGUGAAGAUGCUGAAGAAAAUGAAAUUUAUGAAUUUGUUGGUUUAACAUUCACCAAAGAACAAAUGAAAAUAUUGAUUAAAGACAUGUUGGAAACAAUCCCUAGAAUUUCUCAUAAAGUAGCUAUUUUAGGUACUUAUCAUAAUGUAUCAACAGGUAGUUCAAUAACAAAAUGGGUUUUAAAAAAUAUACCAGAAUGUAAAAACAAUUUAGACAAAGCAGAGGAAUUUGGUCAAGAAUUAUUAAAACAAGAAUUUAUAAGAAUAAUUGGAUCAAUGACUAAAUCAUUUAUAAAUUCAUCUCAAUUUUUUUAUCAAUGGAAAUCUAAAUCUUUUGAAUUGGCACAAAUUUCAGAAGAUCAUCAACAGGAAACUAAUUUUAAAAAUUUUCUUAAUUUUGAUGAUGUCAAAGAAGCAAUUGGAGUUUCAUCAGUUGAUUAUAAUGAUAAAUCACAAUUCCAUAAGUUGUUAAAUGAUGUAGAACAAUUGGAUCAACAAUAUUUUAAAUUAGUUUCUGAAUUGGAUAAAUUAAGAUGUGAAUUUGAAGAAUUAGUAAUGGAUCAUUUAACAUUUAUGCAAAAAUGUGAAUUGGAUAGAUUAAAAGCUAUUAAAAAAGUUUCAUUUGAUUUUGUUUCAAGUUUUAAUAAUAAUUUAACAACUAUAAAAUCAAUUAGUCAAGAAUUGAAUUUAUUGGAAGAGACAAUUAAUCCUAUAAAUGAUUUAAAGUUUCUUAUUGAAAAUUAUUCAACUGGUAAAUUUAAACCUCAUGUUACAUUAUAUGAUAAUUAUUAUGAAUCAAAUAUUAAACAAAUUUUUGGUGUUGAUUUAAAUGUUUUAUCAAGAUUAGAUAAGAAAAGUGUACCUAUGAUAAUUCAAUGCAUUUUAAGUCAUUUGGAUUCAGUAUACCCUGAUUUAGUAAAUGAUGAAGAGAGAAUUAACUUAUGGGUGAAACCAAUUCAUUUAUCAAAUGUACAUAAAUUGAGAUUUCAAUUAAAUGAGUUGAAUGAUGCAAAAUCAAUAAAUGAGAUAUUGAAAUUGAAUCACCCGUUAGUCAUUACAAAUGUUCUCAAGUUAUAUUUCAUGGAACUACCUGAUUCAAUCAUACCUAACAAUUAUUAUGAAAUUAUAAAAUCAUUAUAUGUAAACUAUCAAGAUGAUUCAGAUUAUAGAAUUAAUGGAUUACAAAAUGUUUUGAGUGAAUUACCAAAAUGUAAUUUAGCUACUUUAGAUGCAUUAUUAACACAUUUGAAAAGAUUGAUAAAUAUUAUAGGAUCAAAAGAUGAAGAAUUGGCUAAAAAAUUACAAAAUAACUUAAGUAAAGAAUUUAGUUUAUUAAUUUUAAAUCCAAAACAAGAUGCAACUACAAAUCCAGAAACUUAUUCUAAAGAUAAACAUUUGAUAAAUUUAAUGAAUGAUUUAUUUGAAUACAAAGAAACUAUAUUUAAUGAAUUGAGAAGAAAUAGAUCAAAAUUGAAUGGUAGUGGAGUAAGUAGUAGAAAUGUAUCAAGAGACAAUUCAACAAAAAGCACUCAAUCUAAAGCAAAAACAACAACAAAAGAAAAUCCAAGUGAAUCAUUAGCUGCUAAAUCUAAAUCCAGAUUAGAAUCAAGAUUACAAAGAGCAGUUACAAAAGAUAAACCACAACCAUCACCGCCUGCAAAUCAAAGAACGACAUCUUCAAAUUCAAUCACAACGACAUCAUUACCAUCGGAACAGAAAACACCGUCAAGAUCAAGAUCACCAAAUAAAUUCUCAUCAAGAUCCUUGUCACCAACAAAGAAGAACUUAAGUUCAUUACUCAAAGAUGAAUCAUCAUCAGCAAGAAAAGAAUCACCAGUAAGUUAUCGUUCACAAAAAGAUAUCAUAUAUGACACUAAUUCAAAUAAUGAAUUUUCCCCAACUCCUCCACCUAAAUUCAUACCUAGUUUACAUCGAAAAUCAUCAGUUAAAGAUUUAGCAUCACAAUUUGAAUCAAAUUCAAAAGAAGAUUUAACUUUGGAAAAAUCAUCGUCGAAUAAAUCAUAA
This is a messenger RNA of Insectozyma verbasci, 2571 nucleotides long. Lineage: Eukaryota; Fungi; Ascomycota; Pichiomycetes; Serinales; Debaryomycetaceae. The record is from the annotation of a GenBank genome assembly.